This is a messenger RNA of Myxocyprinus asiaticus (Chinese sucker), 7239 nucleotides long. Its product is annotated as ubiquitin carboxyl-terminal hydrolase 46. The record is from RefSeq and is a predicted model, not a curated record. Gene Ontology annotation, biological process: protein deubiquitination. Lineage: Eukaryota; Metazoa; Chordata; Actinopteri; Cypriniformes; Catostomidae. Gene Ontology annotation, cellular component: cytosol; nucleus. The coding region runs from base 295 to 1407 and encodes 370 amino acids. The transcript has 9 exons. Gene Ontology annotation, molecular function: cysteine-type endopeptidase activity; cysteine-type deubiquitinase activity.
UUUAACCGCUAAUCCAGGAUGUUAGUUUGUCGUCUAGUAUGUGCAUCUAGCAACGAUGUUUACAAUAAAAAUAUUAGGCAUUGGUAUUCUUCGUUACAGUGACCAUGAACAAAACAACUAGAUGACCACGGUAGACGUUUAUUUCUCUCAUUUGUUGCACUUUGAAUGAGCAGCGGGGAUUGAAUGGUCACUGAUUGCUGUCCUCGGUUAGGAUUGCAGUUUGGCCUGUCAGUGCGUCUAUUACAAUCAUGCUUAUUUCAUAACAAUGGCAGUGAAGGGCACCUUAUAAACUAAAUGACUGUCAGAAAUAUCGCCUCCAUUUGUAAUAUGGGCACCAAUGCCUCUGCUCUGGAGAAAGACAUUGGUCCAGAGCAGUUCCCCAUUAAUGAACACUACUUUGGAUUGGUCAAUUUUGGGAACACAUGUUACUGUAACUCAGUGCUCCAGGCUCUGUAUUUCUGCCGGCCAUUCAGGGAGAAUGUGUUGGCAUAUAAAGUUCAACAGAAGAAGAAGGAGAACCUUCUUACCUGUCUGGCUGACCUCUUCCACAGCAUUGCAACGCAGAAGAAGAAGGUUGGCGUGAUCCCUCCCAAGAAGUUCAUCUCACGUCUGCGGAAGGAGAAUGACUUGUUUGAUAACUACAUGCAGCAGGAUGCUCAUGAGUUCCUUAACUACCUGCUGAACACAGUGGCUGACAUCCUGCAAGAAGAGAAGAAACAAGAGAAACAGAAUGGACGGCUGAAGAACAACGGCACUGCCAUUGCCACGGACACCGAGCCAGAACAGAACAAGAUCGAGCCCACCUGGGUUUACGAUAUCUUCCAGGGCACACUGACCAAUGAGACGCGCUGUCUUAACUGUGAGACGGUCAGUAGCAAGGAUGAAGACUUCUUGGAUCUGUCUGUUGAUGUUGAGCAGAAUACUUCAAUAACACACUGUCUCAGGGGCUUUAGUAAUACAGAGACCCUGUGCAGUGAAUAUAAAUACUACUGUGAGACGUGCUGUAGCAAACAAGAGGCCCAGAAACGUAUGCGUGUAAAGAAGCUGCCCAUGAUCUUGGCUCUUCAUCUGAAGCGGUUUAAGUACAUGGAGCAGCUGCAUCGGUACACUAAACUGAGCUAUCGUGUGGUUUUUCCACUGGAGCUCCGCCUAUUCAACACCUCCGGAGACGCUGUCAAUCUCGACCGCAUGUAUGACCUAGUCGCUGUGGUGGUCCACUGUGGAAGUGGCCCAAACAGAGGGCAUUACAUCACCAUUGUAAAGAGUCAUGGCUUCUGGCUGCUGUUUGAUGAUGACAUUGUAGAGAAAAUUGACGCACAGGCGAUAGAGGAGUUCUACGGUUUGACCUCUGAUAUUUCCAAGAACUCAGAGUCGGGAUAUAUUCUGUUCUAUCAGUCCAGAGAAUGAAGGAGUUGAGGGAGAAAAGGCAAAGAAAAGAGAGAAGAGAGGGUCAGAAAAUGAAGGUUUUGAUAUUCACUAGAUUCCGUUCCCACAUCCCUCCCCCAUUCCUCAUCACAAACUCAGGGUCUCCAGCUGAGACUGAGUGCCAAAAGUCCUCUGUUACCCUUUUGCCAAUGCUACAUCUCCUGGGAGUUCCAUUCUCCCAGCUUUGCUGCACUGUGGGAAUGUACAUCUUCAAGUCUGACCCUUACGUCAGUCACCUGCAUCUGGAAGGCACUUUAUAGACAAACACAAUAAGUAACACUAAAGCAACACAACAAAAACCACAACAUAUUCAACUUGAAGGAAUCAAAAAGCUGCAAAAGGAUCAAAGGAAACAAUGUUUCUCAUAGACUGUUUUGAGUCCUGGUACUUUACCAAGAGUGGCUGUUUCUGUCCAUUCAGUGCCCAGGAAAGUGCCUCUCACCCUGGGUAUCUGAAACUAGGAUUUCUCUCUCGAUCCCUGUCUUAUAAGGUCAGGGAACCCAUUUAGGGUCAUUUUAGAGGUUUUUGUACUGUGAUGCACACCCAUCUGUCUCAGUCUCAACUCUUAGAGAGACUCCUACCUACCCUCAGUUGCCAGCCAGUCAGCACAUCCUAGUUCAGUCAUAGUCACCGGGCUGUGUGACAAUUUGCUUUGGAUUUAGGUAUGUUGUGGGAAUGAGAAUUUGGACUCCAAGCAGUCUGUUACACAAAUGAGUGUUUGUGGGUACAUUUCUGAUGCAAAGAUUUAAAGGUGUGCGUGUGUUUGUGGUCCACCGAUAUAGAUUUUUUAAUAGCUGAUACCGAUAUUUAGACAGCAGGGUGGCCAAUAUAAUGCCAAUAUAAAUAAAUACAAAUUAAAGGUUCACUCAGUACUUUUUUCCUCAUUAAAAAAACAUUUACAGUGGCAAGAAAAAGUAUGUUAACCCAUUGGUAUUAGCUAUUUUUCUGCAUUAUUUGGUCAUAAAAUGUGAUCUCAUCUUCAUCAAAAUGUGCUUAAGAUAAAAACAGACAAACAAUUAUAAUCUUUCAUGUCUUUAUGAAAAAGUAAGUGAACCCUUGGAUUUCAUAAAUGGUUGAUCCUCCUUUUGGCAGUAAUAACCUCAACCAAGUGUUUCCGGUAGCUGCAGAUUAGACCUGCACAACGUUCAUAAGGAAUUUUGGACCAAUCUUUACAGAACUGCUUCAACUCAGUCAUAUUCUUAAAGUGGUCGCAUACCGGGCGAGAAGUGCCAUGCAGCGUUGCGUCUAGGACACAGCACAGGUAUCAAACACAGGACACCUCGAUGCGGUUCAGGUGGCAGACAGUACACACAAAAGUUACCAAGGUUUUUCCCUUUUUCAAGAAUGAACAAGGCUAGAGUAAACUAUAUAUGUCCAUUGAUAAUGAUUUGGGUCGAAUUUAAUGGAAAAUAUGCGAGUUGAGCUCCGUGGCAUGGCAGAAAUUUGAACUGCCUCCGUAGUCGUAGGUGGGCGUACAUUCAGAAAACAGUUGCUUCGAAUUUUAGAACACGCAAUGUCGUCCACCAGACGUGUCCAGUGUGCGACCCCCUUUAGGAUGUUUGGUCAGAACAGCUCUCUUGAGCUCAUUCCACAGCAUCUCUAUUGGAUUAAGGUCUGGGCUCUUGAUGGAAAGCAGCAGCAUGCUUCAUUGUGUCCUGCCAUGGACACCAUGCCUGUUUAAUAUAUUCCGUAUAGUAGACUCAUUAACAGAGAUGUUAGCCAGUUCCAAUGAUGCCUUCAAGUCUUAGCUGUCACUGUAGGGUUCCUUUUACCGCAAUGAGCAUUCUGCUUUGUGCCCAUUGAGUCACCUUGGCUGGACGGCCACUUCUAGGGAGAGUAGCCACAGUAUUAAAUAAGUCUCCAUUUAUAGACAAAUAGUCUAACUUUGGACAGAUGAAUAUCUUAGCUCUUCGAGAUAACUUUGCAACCUGGUCCACGUAAGCAGAUGCUGCUUGUAAAUAGCAAACUCAAAAUGUUUGAGUGCUUUUAUAAGUCAAAGUAGCUCUAACCCACACCUCCAAUCUCAUUUCAUUAAUUUGAUGCAAAGUUUGCAUCAGUAACCUUAUAAAAGCUGUUUUAUUCUACAUGGAGAAGGUCCCCUCAUGGGGGCUGCAAUGUUGAGAUCACAUGACCAGCCGAAUACUACUGGCUUAAUCUCAGUAACCACCUUGAUAUUGGACACUUCCCCUCAUGGAUUAAAUUAAUCAUUGCCAACUGUGAUUGUUGAUUUCUACAAUUGCAUUGGUAACUGAAAACUAUUGUGUUUGAAGGAUGUUGCAUCCACACCCCUAAGUGUCAGUGUAAGUCCAAGAUGACAUAAACAACAUAAAAACGUGAAUUACUGAGUGCACCUUUAAUGAUAACAAAUAAGAAUUAAAAUUGAAUUUAACUGUUCACUUUUUUUUACACAACAUUUACUUAUAUUCACUAAAAAAUAUUGAAAAACAGAAAAUGUGCUUUGACAAGGCUGUCGGUCGAUAUGUAAUCUCAGAAUGGCAAAAUAUCAGCCCAUUAAUUGGCCUGGCUGAUAUGUUGGUCUAUCACUGGUGUGUGUGUGUGUGUGUGUGUGUGUGUGUGUGUGUGUGUGUGUGUGUGUGUGUCUGCAUUUAGACUUUGAAAUGGCUUUGCUUUUCAUUCAGAAGUAGAAGCAGUCAUGUAACCAUGUAGCGGGUUUGAAGCAAAGUUUUUUCAAGGCAAGUCAGUCCACUAGGCCGCCAUCUUUGGACUUGUGUGUGUGUGUGGUUAGUCUAGCUUUACCAUUUUGUAGUACACCCAGUCUUGUGUGCCUAAAUCUGCCUAGCCCAACUGAUGUCUUCUGAGUUAGACAUGAGUCAGUGUGCUUUUGUCCCAUCUAAACGAUAGUGUACAUGGUCACUGAACUGUCACCUUUCGUUCAAGCUUGAUAAUGCAGUAUAAUAGGAUUCAAUUAAUUUUUGUUAAAAAUGUAGCCUGACCUGGUAUGUAUAUUUCUGUAUUGGGUAGCAGUACAGAACAGUGGCCAGACUCAGGGCCAUCACUAAAAUUCACCGGCCUGAGAUAAACUUCUAUGUGUGGACACCUUGUUCCCUCAGCCCAAUGAGUAGGCUAUACCCUUUCAGUAUGUUUACAAACACUUUAAAAGUUCAAUUUCAGUUUGACUAAAACAAUAGAAAUACCUAGUCUUUUAAAAAAAGUCAUGUAAAUGCUUGAUUGAAAUUGUACCAGUCCAAAUUUUGGUGAAGUUGGACUAACAGACCUAUAGUAGAUAAUGCAUCUUUAGCUUGGUCUCGUUCAGAAUGUAUACACAUUAUUGCACCACAAUUGGCCUCGCCAUUGCUCGCAUGCUCCGAAAGAGAGAGGGGGUGCGUGAUUUGUAUUUAACCCACUGUAUUUGUCCUCUUUCUUUAAAAAUUCUAUUAAGCAUUGGGUCAUGUAUACUUGGACCAGACAGAUGAAGACUGUAACUCAACUACGCAAAAACCAGCUGAAGCUCUUUUAUAACUGUGCAUGUAAGCGUACUGACUGAGGACCUUAGUGGGGCCCCCAUAUCAUAGGGCCCGGGACAAUGUUCUUGAUAGUUUCCCCUUGCAGUGGCUCUGCCAAACUUCCGCUCUGUUCAUUUGUUAGAAGCAAGGUGACAUGACAUGACAUUUUAGCAUUACUGUAAGGUAAUUUACAAUAAUUUGAGAUCAGUUUUGCAGUGUCUUUUUAAUAGGGUUUUGGUAGGAGAAACUUGAAUUAAAACAGCAGCAGCCCUCAGAUCACUGUAAUGUGUUCUGUAAAGUUCAGCUUCACUGAAUCUGAUAGGACUUGCUGUUACAAUAAGAACAUGCGCACAAUUCUUUCAACUUUGUGAAAUGAAUGCAUUUAUUUGAGAGGGCUUUUACUAAGAAAGUAAAGAUAGUCCCCCAUCUGAGAUCAUUAUCUGAAACAUUUGGGAACCUUAAGCCUGAGAAUCCCGAUUUGAAAUUAAUUCCAUAUUUUAACAUGUUGGUUUUUUUUUUUUAAACAUGAAAGAGAGUGGCUUUAAUCUGUUACAGAAGGGAGUCGCAAUACAAGUGCAAUACAGGGAAAAGAUGGACAUUCCAUGUCGUGAUGAUCUCAUUUUAAACUGAUGUUUCUACACGUUUUUUUAAACCAAGCUCUAGUCAUAGAAACACUAACAAAGAAACACUUGAUACUCCCAUUCAUUCAUCGUAGCUUUUUAAAGACCAUGCUAAUGUUUUUUUACCUGGUCUCAUAGAAUCACGUUACUAUACCUAUAUUUUUGCAAAAGUAUUUUUACAAAACAAUGACCUUUAUUCACUUUCACACAAGUCACGAGUAAAAGUGCAAAUCAUCAGUUCAUAAACACUUACUUUUACCCCUGUUCCUCACACAAUGCUAUCUUAUGAAAAUUAAACACUUUAGUGCAUGACUUGUAAGUUGACAUUUUAACGUCUGCAUUACUUAAACAACUACAUUUAUAAGCUUGUUCACGUGCAAUCAAAUUGUGCGGUUGCUCAACUGAUAAAAAUUAACACUUGCGAUGCAAGGACUGGGGUACGAGUCAUGAAGAACACAACACAUUCAGCACAUAAUCGUAGAAUGAAUGGUUUGAAAAUAAGAGCCUGAUUAACAAUUUGAGGUUUUAUGACGAUACAUGGAGGUAUCAAGAUUUGAUAUUCAUCCACAUUUGCUCAAGAGCCCGAUCCAUUUGUAGUACCACACUCCUCUAGCACAUGGUUUAUUACAUUGUAACAAUGGUGUAAUUAUAUGUUAAUGACACACUACAUGCAAUAUGUGUAACAACACAAUGUAAGACUGACUAUGCAGUGUUUGUGUUAACCUUAUUUGUUCUGUUGUUGCUUGACAGACGCUGACUGAUUAAUUGGUAAUUAUUAUAAUUUAUUUUGGUUUUUGUUUAAUCAAACAAACAGAAAUGUGCCAAAAUCUUUCCUUCAAACUGGAACACAAAAGAGAUCUCUCGAAGCAAAGUUUCAUUUUAAUAGUGCUUCAUGAAACUAUACAUAAAUAUUAUGUAGACAAAGGGUGAAUUCAGGUUUAGUGGAAGCUUGUAAAUUAGGAAACGUACAUUUUGAAGUGUAUAGCAUAGCGGAAAUCUUUAGCUAUUUAAAAUGGUAUUGUGUGAGGGGUGAAACCAUUUGGAAUCAGAUUUUAAAACAAUGGCAAUGACAAAUGAUCAGAAAGUGUCACACUUCACCACUAUUGAUUAGAAAGACAUUUUAUUUUUAAAAGACUAGAUUAAUCUAUAAACAAUAACCCAUUAUAUGCAUGGGGAGGUCAAGUUUGCAAAUGAAGAUAUAAAACCCUUAAUGAAAGUGUUUGUCAGAAAUGGUAUUGUUUGAAUAUUAUUUACAAACUUGGAUCAUUUUUAAGUAAAUUCUAUAGAAUUAGCUGCUUCUAUGGCAAAUGCUCUGUUGAGGUGUUAAAGAAGUACUGUAUCUAAGUAUGCUUAAUACUGUGAAUUAAAUCCCCACACAUGUACAUAAACAUCUUGAUGCGUUAAGUGGUUAAUGAACCUAUUAAAUUGUCACUUUACACCGUUAAUACAGUUCCACACCUUGUAUGCAAAAACUCACCUGUCUGUUUUGUCCUCUUCCAAUGUGUGUGUAUUUUUUUAGGUCCAAAAAAAGAGAUGUAUAAUGAUGCGUGUAUGUUUGCGUGUCUGAGAGAGAAAAAUACCAGGACUCAAACUCUAUUGGAAAGUGUGAUAACUGUAAGUGCACUUUAUCAUAGCAGAACCAAAAAGGUUUCUUGUAGGAACUGGAAUCCUUACUGAGAUUCUUUUGGUUUAUUUUCCUCUCCUCAAUAAAUAAAAACGCAACUUUACCA